Molecule: messenger RNA, 2423 nt
Organism: Onychostoma macrolepis
Lineage: Eukaryota; Metazoa; Chordata; Actinopteri; Cypriniformes; Cyprinidae
Product: extracellular calcium-sensing receptor-like
Exons: 6
Coding region: 16-2379 (787 amino acids)
Biological process (GO): G protein-coupled receptor signaling pathway
Cellular component (GO): membrane
Molecular function (GO): G protein-coupled receptor activity
Source: RefSeq, a predicted model, not a curated record
GAUCUGAGCUUCAGAAUGGAACCAGAACGACCAUACUGUGAAAAAUUUAAUAUGGAAGGCUUCCAGCAUGCACAGACCAUGGCUUUCGCAAUAGAUGAGAUCAAUAAUAAUCCCAACCUACUGCCUAACAUCACUCUUGGAUACCAUCUUUAUGACAACUGUGUGAUGCUAGGAAUGGCGUUCCGGGCUGCCAUGUCCCUAAGUAGUGGAACAGAGGAGUCCUUCUCCAACCUCAACUGCACUGGCCCUCCUCCGGUGAUUGGUAUUGUGGGGGAUGCAAGUUCAACUCCUUCCAUUGCGAUUUCCAGUGUUCUGGGUCUGUUCCGAGUACCUAUAGUUAGUCACUAUGCCACCUGCUCCUGUUUGAGUGACAGGAAAAAGUACCCCUCUUUCUUCAGAACAAUCCCCAGUGAUGCCUUCCAAGUGCGGGCUAUGGUUCAAAUCUUAAAGCAUUUUGAUUGGACCUGGGUUGGUCUCCUCUACAGUGAUGAUGACUACGGCAUCUAUGCUGCUCAGUUGUUCCAGCAGGAAAUGCAGCUGUUUGGACAUUGUGUUGCCUUUUCUGAAAUCCUGCCCAAUGAUCACAACCCUAGAGAUAUUCAGCGUAUAACAGGAUUGAUUCAGGCCUCUACAGCUAGAGUGGUGGUUGUUUUUGCCCUUUCAUCCUAUCUGCUGCCUUUGAUGGAUGAGGUGGUGUUGCAGAACAUGACAGGCAGGCAAUGGAUUGCAAGUGAAGCUUGGGCCACUUCUCUUGAAUACCACACUCCACGUUUCCUGCCCUUCCUGGGGGGCACACUGGGCAUUGCUAUUAGGCGUGGAGAAAUUCAGGGGCUUCAUGACUUCUUGCUACAUUUUCAUCCCAGCAAUGAUCCAAGAAAUAAUAUGUUGAGAAUCUUCUGGGAGAAUAUGUUUGAGUGCAGUUUUGAAACUGGGGAUAGCAAGUCAGAUGGAGAGCAUUUGAAAAAGGUGUGUACAGGAAAAGAGGAACUGAGCAACACAAACACAACAUACACUGAUGUUUCUGAGUUGAGAGCAUCUUAUAAUGUCUAUAAGGCAGUUUAUGCCCUGGCACAUGCACUUCAUGACCUGAUGCAGUGUGAGGAGGGAAGAGGACCAUUUAGUGGAAACAAAUGUGCUGACAUAAUUAACCUGAAACCUUGGCAGUUGGUUCACUACCUACAGAAAGUAAACUUCACCACAGGAUUUGGGGAUCAUGUGUCAUUUGAUAAGAAUGGAGAUGCUCUGGCCAUCUAUGAUGUACUGAACUGGCAGCCGAGCUCCGAUGGGUCAAUAGCAGUCCACAGGGUCGGUGUAGUAAAUGAAGGGGUGGCAACAGGGAUGCCCCCACGGUCUGUGUGCAGUGAGAGCUGCCCCCCAGGCACCAGACGAGCCACAAGGAAGGGCCUUCCUGUCUGCUGUUUUGACUGCCUACCAUGUGGAGAUGGAGAAAUUUCUAAUAGUACAGAUGCCAUUGAGUGCAAAGUGUGUCCAGAAGACUUCUGGUCAAAUCCAGAUAAGGAUCAGUGUGUCCCCAAAGAAGUAGAGUUUUUAUCAUAUGAGGAACCUCUAGGAAUUUCUCUGACAACUGCCUCCCUGCUUGGCGCCUGCUUCUGUGCUCUUGUGAUGGUUAUUUUCGCUUUUCAUCAUAACACUCCCAUAGUACGAGCCAACAAUUCAGAGCUCAGCUUCCUACUGCUGUUGUCACUCAAACUGUGUUUCCUUUGUGUGCUGCUGUUCAUUGGAAGGCCAGAGUUGUGGACGUGUCAGUUAAGACAUGCUGUAUUUGGCAUAAGCUUUGUCCUGUGUGUCUCCAGUAUCCUGGUCAAGACUAUGGUGGUAAUAGCCGUAUUCAAGUCAUCUCGACCAGAGGGCAAAGGAGCAAUGAAAUGGUUUGGAGCAAUUCAACAAAGAUGCACAGUUCUUUUCCUAACAGCUCUUCAGGUUGUGAUAUGUGCAAUCUGGCUAUCAACUGCCUCUCCAACACCCCAUAAAAACAACCAGUAUACUCGCUCUAAAAUAGUUUAUGAAUGUGCUAUAGGCUCAGUGGCUGGUUUUUCUAUGCUGCUGGGAUACAUUGGACUACUGGCUGCAAUAAGCUUUCUGUUAGCCUUCCUGGCGAGGAAUCUACCAGAUAAUUUUAAUGAAGCAAAGUUUAUCACUUUUAGCAUGUUGAUCUUCUGUGCUGUGUGGAUUGCAUUUGUUCCAGCAUAUGUGAGCUCACCAGGGAAAUAUGCAGUGGCUGUAGAGAUAUUUGCAAUUUUAGCUUCUAGUUUUGGAUUAUUGGUGGCCAUAUUUGCCCCAAAGUGCUACAUCAUCCUUUUACAUCCAGAGAGAAACACUAAAAAUGCCAUAAUGGGAAGAGAGACACAAAAGAAAUAGUCUUACAUUGCAGCAAUGCAAAAAUGUAACAUGUAAAUCUUAUA